Messenger RNA from Macroventuria anomochaeta, 651 nucleotides. RefSeq lists its product as uncharacterized. NCBI's taxonomy places the organism in Eukaryota, Fungi, Ascomycota, Dothideomycetes, Pleosporales, Didymellaceae. The coding region runs from base 1 to 651 and encodes 216 amino acids. The record is from RefSeq and is a predicted model, not a curated record. Gene Ontology annotation, molecular function: DNA binding. The transcript has 5 exons.
AUGCUCCUCAAUUUCCAGUAUGCGAAGACGACAGGCCAGAGAGAGGACUCGGGUGCAUCGCCGGUAACCCUCGAGCCAAGCGCGAAUACCGAAUCGCUACCUGCAACUAGAACAACGUUGACCAGACCUAAGCGAACCAAGAUCUACGAUGUAGCUAAAAGCGUUCUGGAGAAGCAUUUUCGCCAAAAUCCGCACCCGACACCCAAGCAUACACCUGUCGAACCCAACAGUGGCAUUUCUGCGGCUGAUUUGGAGGCACUGAGCCACGUCUCGGCUGCCGGUAGUAAAAGCUCCACUGAGACCUGGCUAGAAAGCUCUGAAUACCCGCAUCCCCUUCCCGUAAUCGCAUCGCCUUCUGCUGGCUCUGGCUCGUCUCAACAGAGCAAACACAAUCGAAGGUCAGUCGACUCACGUGGAUCCCGUCGCGGUAGGAGGCAAUGGAAAUCUUACUUCCGGCGCUCUCGAAAUGCUAGUGCGUCGCGCAAAGUUGAAACACUUUUGGGUGAUUUCAGUGUCAGCGCUGUCGGAUACUAUGCCUACACGUGGCCCGAAUGCGAAAGUUCAUUCGUCACUCGAUAUGAAUGGGCCCGUCAUGAAGAAGCCAUACACUACUGCCCGUAUCGGUGGAGAAACACUUCUCCGCCUGCAUGA